Castor canadensis (American beaver) is the source of this 1967-nucleotide messenger RNA. It is a transcript of the gene Clgn, whose product is annotated as calmegin. Gene Ontology annotation, biological process: ERAD pathway; protein folding. Gene Ontology annotation, molecular function: calcium ion binding. NCBI's taxonomy places the organism in Eukaryota, Metazoa, Chordata, Mammalia, Rodentia, Castoridae. The record is from RefSeq and is a predicted model, not a curated record. Gene Ontology annotation, cellular component: endoplasmic reticulum membrane; endoplasmic reticulum.
GCGCAGUUAGCAGUCGCUGCUGGGCGGCCGCCGGCGGGAUUGGUCUGGGGAGACGGCGGGGACCAAGUGGCAGCGAGUCGUACACCUGAGCUGUCACUGCCGCACACGGGCCCGCAAGACAGAUAGUGAAUAUGCAUUUCCACGCCUUUGGACUAUAUUUGGGUCUUCUGUUCAUCUCAAUUAAUGCAGAAUUUAUGGAUGAUGGUGUUGAGGUGGAAGACUUGAGUGAAAAUGCAGAAGAGAGUGAUGCUAAUGAAGGUGAACAUCCCUCGGGGAUUAUUAAAUACAAGACGCCACAACCUGUAGGAGAAGUAUAUUUUGUAGAAACGUUUGAUAGUGGAAAGUUGACUGGGUGGGUAUUAUCAAAAGCAAAGAAAGAUGACAUGGAUUCAGAGAUCUCUAUAUAUGACGGAAGAUGGGAACUAGAAGAGCUGAAAGACAACCAGGUACCUGGUGACAGAGGACUGGUCAUGAAAUCUAAAGCAAAACAUCAUGCCAUAUCUGCUGUGUUAGCAAAACCCUUUGUUUUUGCUGAUAAGCCUUUGAUAGUUCAAUAUGAAGUAAAUUUUCAAGAUGGUAUUGAUUGUGGAGGUGCAUACAUUAAACUCCUAGCAGACACUGGUGAUUUGAUUCUGGAAAAUUUUUAUGAUAAAACAUCCUAUACCAUUAUGUUUGGACCAGAUAAAUGUGGAGAAGAUUAUAAACUUCAUUUUAUCUUCAGACAUAAACAUCCCAAAACUGGAGUUUUUGAAGAAAAGCAUGCCAAACCUCCAGAUGUAGAUCUUAAAGAGUUCUUUACAGACAGGAAGACUCAUCUUUAUACCCUUGUGGUGAAUCCAGAUGACACAUUUGAAAUAUUAAUUGAUCAAACGGUCGUGAACAAAGGAAGCCUGCUAGAAGAUGUGGUUCCUCCUAUCAACCCUCCCAGAGAAAUUGAUGAUCCCAAUGAUAAAAAACCCGAAGAGUGGGACGACAGAGCAAAGAUCCCUGAUCCUUCUGCCGUCAAGCCAGAAGACUGGGAUGAAAAUGAACCUGCCCAAAUAGAAGACUUCAGUGCUACUAAACCUAAUGGCUGGCUUGAUGAUGAACCAAAAUUCAUCCCGAAUCCUAACGCUAUAAAACCUGAUGACUGGAAUGAAGACCUGGAUGGGGAAUGGGAGGCACCUCGUAUGCUUAAUCCAGCUUGUCAGAUUGGAUGUGGUGAGUGGAAACCUCCCAUGAUAGAUAACCCAAAAUACAAAGGAAUAUGGAGGCCGCCAAUGGUCAAUAAUCCUGACUACCAGGGAAUCUGGAGUCCACAAAAAAUUCCAAAUCCGGAUUACUUUGAAGAUGAUCAUCCAUUUCUUCUGACUUCUUUUACAGCUCUGGGUUUAGAGCUUUGGUCUAUGACCCCUGACAUCUACUUUGAUAAUUUUAUUAUCUGUUCAGAAAAGGAAGUAGCAGAUCGAUGGGCUACUGAUGGGUGGAGAUUCAAAAUAAUGGUAGCAAAGGCUAAUGAGCCUGGGGUAUUCCAGCAGCUACUGGAAGCUACCAGAGAGCGCCCAUGGCUUUGGCUCAUUUAUCUUGUGGCAGCAGGAUUGCCAGUAGUGUUGAUCACUUCAUUUUGUUGGCCAAGAAAAGGAAAGAAAAAAUAUGAAGUCACAGAGUAUAAAAAAACUGACAUAUGCAAACCACAAACAAAGGGUGCAUUGGAACAAGAAGUAAAGGAAGAAAAACCAGUGCUGGAGAAACCAGUGGACUCAGAAGAGGAAAAAAAGCGCAGAGAUGGUGAAGUUCCUGAAAAAGAAGAGGAAGGUGAACCUGAGGAAAAGAGUGAAGAGGAAAUGGAAAUUGUCGAAGGGCAAGAAGAGGGUAAUAAGUCAAAUAAAUCUGGAUCUGAGGAUGAGAUGAAAGAAGCAGAUGAGAGCACAGGCUCUGGAGACGGGCCUGUGAAGUCCGUACGCAAGAGGAGGGUGCGGAAGGACUGA